This is a messenger RNA of Mercenaria mercenaria, 1171 nucleotides long. RefSeq names its product M-phase inducer phosphatase-like. The coding region runs from base 104 to 1033 and encodes 309 amino acids. Gene Ontology annotation, cellular component: nucleus; cytoplasm. Gene Ontology annotation, molecular function: protein tyrosine phosphatase activity. Gene Ontology annotation, biological process: positive regulation of G2/M transition of mitotic cell cycle; positive regulation of G2/MI transition of meiotic cell cycle; protein dephosphorylation. NCBI's taxonomy places the organism in Eukaryota, Metazoa, Mollusca, Bivalvia, Venerida, Veneridae. The record is from RefSeq and is a predicted model, not a curated record. The transcript has 5 exons.
ACCACGAGGAAAGUUUUUGGUAUCAUUAAAAUACAUUUUAAAAACCCAUUCAUAAUUAAAUCAUUCAUUAUUCAUCUGUUUCUUCUUUUUUUAACAUGUAUCAAUGUAUCCUUUUCUUUAUUUCAGACUUCGUUUGUUUGAAGACGCUGUAGAUUCCCCGGUGCAGACAACUUCCGGUGAAGUCUGGGACGAGAUCGAGGCCGUAAUCACUCCCUAUGGAAAGUACAAGUCACCAGGCUCUGGAGCCGAUUUUUCGAUAAAGAUUCCAUCGCGGAAGUCACUGAAACGCCAAACAUCAGACGCCAGAAGAAGCUUGUUUUCUGGAAAACGACUAGCAGACGACAAUCUUGAAGUAGACUCUCCCGCCACGAAGAAACAUAGGAGCUGUUCUGUACUGGCGGACUCCAAUGAUAUCAUCGAAGCUGUUGAACGUUUAGAAUCACAUGAACUCGUAGCUGACGCAACUCGUUGCUACACAUUACCCACAAUUCCCGGCAAACAUAGCGACCUCAAGUCCAUCUCUCCAGAAACAGUGGCGGACAUCAUGGAAGGGCGAUAUUCAGAACAGCUUGGGAAAGUAACCAUAGUCGACUGUCGGUACCCGUAUGAGUUUGAGGGAGGUCACAUCCGGGGAGCUGUAAACCUGUACACAAAGGACGCUGUCAACACACUGCUCCAGGAGACGUCGACGUCAGAGCAACCACAUGUGCUGAUCUUCCACUGCGAAUUCUCCUCAGAGAGAGGGCCAAAAAUGUAUCGUUUCUUGAGAAGCCAGGACCGUGAGGUGAACAAACACAGAUAUCCACAUCUCAACUUCCCAGAGAUUUACUUGCUCGACGGGGGCUACAAGGUGUUCUUUACUGCACACAAGGAUAUGUGUGAUCCAAUCAGCUACAAGCCAAUGUUACACGAGGACCAUGCUGCAGACCUACGCCACUUCCGUGUCAAGUCGAAAUCAUGGACCGCUGGUGAGAAACAGAAGACUAGCAGACGACAAAGAAGCAGGCUUGCUUGCUUAAAUAUUGACUUCUAAACAUAGAGGUAAUGUUGAAAAUUGAAAGUGUUGAAAAGUGCUAAAUGUAAGACAUGUGCUAGUUGUGCUAUAUGUUGUUUUGUUAACUGUGUUUGUUGAUUAUUUCUUGUUUUGUGCUGUGAAGAAAUAAAAUAUGAU